AUGAAUGUAUUGGUAGCAGCACUACAGGUUCAGGCUGACCCCCAAGUACUAGAUAACCUAGGUAUACUUUACAUAAAGUCUGGUAGGUUGCAAGAAGCUCGGAAAGUUUAUCGUCAACUUUUUAACCAGUUUAGCCAAUAUCAAGAUGGGAAAAUACAUUAUGCACAGCUGUUACUGCAAGAACGUAGUUUUGAAGAAGCUGAAAGCGCCCUCUUAUCGGUAAUCAAAGGAAAUCAAAGCUUUCAGGAUGCAUACCAUCAGCUAGCUUUACUGUAUACCCACAUAAACAGAAGCGCCGAGGGGUUAGAGCGUAUCCUUCAAGCGAUCAAGCUUUGUUCUAGCACGGAAAAGUCAUGUGCGCAGCUCUAUGUCUGUCACGGGGACAUUUUGAAAGACCUUAAGGACCUGAACGCUGCAGCUCAGAGCUACAAUUUAGCUGUACAGAUUGAUCCGAAUAUUGCUCACGCUCAUCUCAACCUUGGUGUAAUCCAUCAUCUGCAGGGUCGAUAUAACGAGGCCUUGAAACACUACCAGUCAGCUCAAAACCUGGAUCCAAACAACCCAGUGGUCGUGGAAAACAUGAAAAAAUUAAGAAAGCAAGUAUUCAAGUCGUCGCCGCGAGAGUGUGUGGGUGACAGUGCCACCUGUCGGACGUGCUAAAUCCGUAGUUUGAGAUGCCAUAGGCUUCUGUAAUCUCUGUUUAAUUGGAAUACAGUGAUCCACACUUGAUGUGACUGUAGAGUGGUCUUUUGUAUAAGGUAUUUGUUACGAGUGAAACCUAAUGAGUACGUAAUGGUGCAAAAAAAAAACGUUUUUAGUUUAACUUGAAAAGCUGGAAAAAAUGGUCUGUAUGACCAAUAAAAAAAAACUGUGUUUGUGUAGACAAGCUAUGGAUGCUUGGAAAUUUUUAAUAAACAUUUUUAAUAUUUCAGAAGCGCUUUGCCGAGACUUCUGAAUUUCUAAGUCUGUUUAUUAAAGAUAUGGUACAAGCGACUUCAUAACAACUGGGAAAACAGAUAUACUAUGAUAAGUGACUUUUAUCGAGGAGCAGCUGGAUGACUCAUGGAUUUGCUAAAAUUCAUAGAGAGUUCUACGCAUGCGUGAACCUACACACUAAACAAUUAGGAAGAGUGUUGUAUGUUUGUCAGAAUCAUUGUUGAUAAAUGUUUGAGUGUGUGUCA
Molecule: messenger RNA, 1181 nt
Organism: Limulus polyphemus (Atlantic horseshoe crab)
Lineage: Eukaryota; Metazoa; Arthropoda; Merostomata; Xiphosura; Limulidae
Product: transmembrane and TPR repeat-containing protein 1-like
Exons: 6
Coding region: 1-660 (219 amino acids)
Biological process (GO): protein O-linked glycosylation via mannose
Cellular component (GO): endoplasmic reticulum membrane
Molecular function (GO): mannosyltransferase activity; protein binding
Source: RefSeq, a predicted model, not a curated record